Pseudomyrmex gracilis is the source of this 4702-nucleotide messenger RNA. RefSeq names its product protein N-terminal asparagine amidohydrolase (gene Ntan1). The transcript has 8 exons. The record is from RefSeq and is a predicted model, not a curated record. Gene Ontology annotation, biological process: ubiquitin-dependent protein catabolic process. The coding region runs from base 803 to 1744 and encodes 313 amino acids. Gene Ontology annotation, molecular function: protein-N-terminal asparagine amidohydrolase activity. Gene Ontology annotation, cellular component: nucleus. NCBI's taxonomy places the organism in Eukaryota, Metazoa, Arthropoda, Insecta, Hymenoptera, Formicidae.
GCGCGUACAGUGCGGCGAGUGAAGAGAGUGUUGCCACGGUUGGUCUGUGGAUUUUGCCGAUUUUUGCACAGCUGUCAAGCCGGAGCGCCCUACUCUCACGGCUGUGAAAGCGGUGCUUCGUGAGUGACGCCCCUGGCACGAUCACGCCUCGCGCGUAAUCUCUCCGUCUCUCGCCUCUCUUUUGUCUAUCUUUCUCUCUCGCUCUUUCUAUCGACGACACCCAAGCCUGUCUCUUUCUCUCGCGCGUGCUCCGAUCUGUCAGCUUUUUGUUCUCGCUCACUCUCUCUCUUUUUCUCUCUCUCUCUCUUUUCCAUCGUCUCUCCCCUCUUUCGGUUUUUUCUUCUUCUGUAUAUUUCUACAUCGCGCUCGGGAUCUCCGCGUGGUGCUCCUCUCUUUCUCGUCGCGCGGUACACGCUCGAUAUAAUCGUUUACUUGAGGACGACAACGGCAACGCAGUGACGUUCGUCGCGACACUGACGUUUUUGCUUUCGAUCGGCCGUGUCGCGUGUGCGCCACCAGUUGCGUGUUGCGUAACCGCAUUUUACGACAGCCCACCUUUGCGUCUCUCGGGUGCAUCGGCUCCCUCCUUCUUCGUCCUUUCCCGCCUCGCGAAAGAGUUUGGUGCCACGAUCCUGCUCCGAUCUGACGUUUUGGACCGCGCAACCUCACUGCGGCAAUCUGCGGAACACGUGGUUGUAGCGCGGCGAACGUACCGCCGAAGAGACGGAAGUGCCCCGUUGACGAUGGCGGCGGGAACGUGCCGAUUCGCCUGAGAGGAUAAUAUCCAGAGAAAUCUGCAAGGAUGGUGCUGGUGGUGGGCGGGGUAGUUCUGCAGGAGGAGAUUCCUGCGGAUAGCAGAUCUCUGUAUGCGGCCCAUCCGGUGUAUCGCGAGAGCGCGGCCCAGCUGCACUCAAUGCCGGCAAAACUCGUCGGCCCCGUGGGCCUGCUCUACGUUCAGCAGCGGGAAAUGGCCGCGACUCUGCCGCACGACAAAAACGUAAGCAUUCUCGGUUCGGACGACAUGACCACGUGCAUAAUCGUCGUCGUCAGGCAUUCUGGUUCAGGCGCUGUAGCACUGGCGCAUCUUGACGGUUCUGGAACAGAGGACGCCGCUGCGUCGAUGAUCCGAAGGGUAACGGAACUCUCCAUUGGAUAUCCCGCCGUGGAAGGCCGCUUAGAGCUACAACUCGUUGGCGGUUACUCCGAUCCGAGAAACUAUUCCGAGGAAUUAUUCUACAAUAUACUUUCCGCGUUUCACAAGCAACCGGUAGAGAUCGACCUGACGUUGUGCUGCGUGGGCGAAUUAAAUACCACUGUGAGAGGCGGGAUUCAUUGGCCGGUGAUCUACGGUAUCGGUCUGAAUGUGAAGACGGGCGAGAUCUUUCCUGCGAGUUUUCCCGACAAAGGCCCGGAUCAGGCAUUGAGGUGCGCUAGACAAUUGACCGGAGGUCAGCAGGUUUUGGAUAUAUACGACUACACUCUAGGAUUAUUGAGAAUCGGUCCGUUCAAUUAUGAUCCUCUUCGAGGUGUGGAUCUCUGGCUGGCGCAGUCCGAUCAAUUUAUUCUACAGCACUUGUCAACGUCCCCGGAAGUUGAACAACCGCAUUUCGUAGCACAGGUGCGAGCGACGCUUAAGUACAUUCAGGACAAUCAAUUUCCGGCCGUCACCGUCUUCCGAGAUAACAAACCUCAUUACUACCGCCGGGACGAGACCACAGGUUUCUGGCAACCGAUGCGAUACUAACUUCGGGAAAGCUGAAGAUUCGAUCAGGCGUUUGCACACGGAAGAUCGUUUGCGCAAAAUCUUCGCGGCGAAGUUCACAAUGUGUCAAAUCAAUGACGAGAUGCGUACGUGUGAAGCAGAGGAUGAUCAAAUCAAAGAAUGUUAAAUCAAGUUACUCGAAUUUAGAGCAGAGUCUUUGGAGAAAGACUCGCGACAUCGCCGUAGAGUUUUUAAGCCUUCAAAAGUCUCGCGAGCGUUUACAUCAGCGUCCAUAGAAGUGUGUUUUCAAAAAAAAAAAAACAAAAAAAACGGAUUGUUCGAUAUUUUACGAUUAACGAGCAAAUUGCAGAAGUCGGCGUGUAUAAUUACAGCUUUUGUUCGGCACGCAAUUAUCUGUGAUUGACGAGAAAAGUCUGGGAAGGAAGUCGUAAGAUCGAGUCAUUGAAUAUAAUCGAGAAACGAUCAUAUAAUCAGCGUUCUCUGGUCUUUGUUCGCAACAAAAGACGUCUCGCGAGAGCUGCACACAACGCAAAAAUCAAAUACAUUUAAACGUUUAUUAUCGAUUUGUAAUAUUCACAAUAUCUCCCUAUAUUGUCACGAAAUCAGAGAAAACGAAAUGCUAGAGAAAUAAAAGGGUGAUUUCGAGACGCAAUUUUUUCGAACAAAGUUUCUCAAUAUACGCCGAAACGCGGGAGAUUCACUAAUCGACACAACAACCAAGUUGAAAGAUUUUUCUAGAAAAGAAGAGAGAAACGGUAGAAACAAAACAAAAACUAAGAAAAUAAUCCAUACAGGAUCGUGCACAAGUAAGGAUAUAUGUAUUAAAAAAAAAAAACAUCUCUUUCUCCUAUUUAUUAUACAUUUUUUAUAUAUAGAUAUUUUUAGAACGUACUGAAAGUGAAAAUUUUACGUAUUACUAUACAUACGAGUGCAGCGCACAAUCUCUCAGUUGUAAAACAAAAAACAAAAAAAAACGCCUGUAUGCGCUGAGCAAACUGGCAUUGUUGAAUUUUCUUUUUUUUUUUGAUAGAUACUUAUAUUACACACAUUAUGAGAGCAACGAUUGACUUCAAGUUUCUUGUUAUACGAUGUCAUUAGUUGUACGCAAUCGUCGCUUUUCAUCGCGUUAAAAUGUGGUGGUCUUCUCUCCGCACGGAUUGAAACUUUCUUCUCGAGAGCGAGAAAACGGAAAUAUGCGAUUUCUCAAUCGCGCGUUUGAUGCCAAAUGUGACUGAUGAUUGACAGUAAUUUCGUCUUUAUAUCACACGCGAUCUUUGUAUUACAUUAAUCGAACAACAACAACAUAGAAAAUUACAUUGGCGUCGAACGCGCGAUCAAAGCGCAAACUGACAUCUCAAACUCACGUGUAACAAUCACGCGGAGACAUUUAUUUUUCUUUUCUUUUUUUUGUUUAUUUUUUUUUUCUUUCUUAUCUUGUUCUUUCGGUUGGAUUACGAAAGUUCGCGAACAACGAGUAAUUUCGUGCUUGCCAUAAUAAAACGAAGAAAGUUAAGCGACAAGUAGAAAAACGAAAGUAGAGGACGCGCGAUAUAUUGUAAAUAAUAAUUUCAGGGUUUUGCCCGAGUCCUUCGGGUGAGGGAAAGUUCCUUUUUUUGUUUUUUUUUUUUUUUUUUGCCUCGGGGGCGCGAUUGAUUUCGCCAAAGAAACGUUUACAAUUCUGCAAAAAAAGGUCGCGCGAGAAGAUUUUAAUUAGCACUCGUGUGAGAAAACAGCGUAGGUUAAUCGUCGUUUCACUAAGCAUAAUAAGCGCAUAAUAAGACGAUGCGAUUCGAUCGAGAAUAAUUGUGUUAACGCCCGAUGUUGAAAUUUUUUACUUGUUGUUAGAAAGCACGGGCGUGCGACUGAAAAAUCAAAAUAUACAAGGCCUUCCCUUACCUGUGGAUUCAACAGUUAGAGAGCUAACUAUUUUCCGUUUGACGCUCGAGAGCGCGGCUCUACGACGAAAUUUGUUUCCACCAACCAAUUUGUUUUUACGUUUCGAUGUUCAAACGCGGUAACGCGAAACAGAACAGUUACGGUAUAACGUUAUUAAAAUUUGCGGUAUAAAAUGUUAUUAUUGAGAAUGUGCGAUUGCACUCUUGCUUACGACUGUUAACUUUUACUCUUGUUUGGCGAAUGUAUGUGUGAUCACCACGCGCGCUUCGUUUUAAAGCUGCGACCUCGAGCCGUUCGGAGUAAUAAUAAUGCAACAUAAAGAAAAGGUGCGUUUACAAUUUUCCAUUGUUCUAGUGAUACGUAAGUUAAAUUGAAGUUAAUAUCAAUAAGAAUAUUGAUGAUGAUAACACGAUGAUAAUGAUGAUGAUGAUGACGAUAGAUGAUGAUGAUUAUUAUUAUAAUGAUCAUAAUGACAUCGCUGCUGAUGGAUAAAGUUUCCUAGAAAUAUCGAAGAGAUAUAUUUUUACUAUAUUAUGUAAAAGAGCAAAUGCACUCGUGCCGAGAGAGAAACUCUCUAUCUCUCUCUCUUUCUCUCCGGAUCGAACUGACGACCUACUUUAUCUUCUCAUUCGAUCCGCGGGAGAAGAAAUGUAGCGGGUGGUUUGCUAUUUACUUUGUUGCUUCUGCCAGGAGAGAAUAUAUGGCUUUUCUUGCUUGCGUCAUGAAAACUUCUUGGUACAGCAAUACCGGUUAGAUUAUAUUUUUUUUAAGUUUCUCCUCACACACACACACACACCGCGCUCUCUCCCCUCUUUGUUUUCUCUCUGUCUCACAUCUUCCUCAUCCUUUAUGAAAACUUUUCCCGUUCGAUCUCUCUAUCGCAUUCUUUCUCGCGCGUUACGUAAACGCAAUCUCUUACUACAUAUAUAAUAUUAUUUGGUGAUAUAUUUAUACAAUAAACGAUGAUAGAGACUAAAAGAAACAUUUGUGUGUUAUUUCAACGAUAUUACUUCGCGAUAUCGCGCGUAAGGUCGACCCGUUUCGGAUGUGACAUUUUUAUACAAUAAAAAGUCUCUUUGCUGA